Melitaea cinxia (Glanville fritillary) is the source of this 1946-nucleotide messenger RNA. It is a transcript of the gene tsu, whose product is annotated as RNA-binding protein 8A. Gene Ontology annotation, molecular function: mRNA binding. Bases 185 to 679 code for a protein of 164 amino acids. Gene Ontology annotation, cellular component: cytoplasm; nucleus; exon-exon junction complex. Gene Ontology annotation, biological process: RNA splicing. The record is from RefSeq and is a predicted model, not a curated record. Lineage: Eukaryota; Metazoa; Arthropoda; Insecta; Lepidoptera; Nymphalidae. The transcript has 5 exons.
UGUUCUUAUAUAUUUUAUAAUCUGUUUUUCCUUAUGCGUGUCAAACAAAUCUAAAUAAAUGUUUCAUGUUAUAGAAUAAAGAAAUACAUAAAUAGUUUCAUAAAGGUUUAACAUAUUAAAACUUGCAUUAUAAGAUAUAUUACAUAAAUUGAUAAAUAUUUAUUUCCAUUUAUUAUAAAGCAAUAUGGCCGACGUUUUGGAUAUUGAAAAUUCAGAGGAAUUCGAAGUUGAUGAGGACGGUGAACAGGGAAUUGCGCGUUUGAAGGAAAAGGCGCGGAAACGUAAAGGACGUGGUUUUGGUUCGGAAUCUGGUGGCGGUUCCGAAAGAGGUAACAGAGGCAGAUAUGACAGUCUAGCCCCUGAAGGAGAUGGCAACACUCCGGGGCCACAGAGAUCAGUGGAAGGUUGGAUUCUGUUUGUCAGCAAUGUUCAUGAAGAAGCACAGGAGGAAGAUAUACAGAACCAGUUUUCUGAGUUUGGAGAAAUCAAAAAUAUACACUUGAAUCUCGACCGUCGUACUGGCUUCUUGAAGGGAUAUGCCUUAGUUGAAUAUGAAACAUACAAACAGGCAGCCAGUGCCCGUGAGGCUCUAGACGGAGCUGAUAUUCUCGGACAAGCGAUAUCCGUGGACUGGUGCUUCGUCAAGGGACCGACAAAGACUCACAGGAAAAGACGAUAGUAUCAUUAACUCAUUAUGUAUUGCACUUUAAAAUAUAUUUGUGGAUUUAGUAUUAAGAUGUGUUUUUGUUAAUAGUUUCCGUAUUAUCCAUUGGGGCUGUCAAUGAAAUACGUUUGCAAAUAAGUUUGUCUAAGAUUUUUUUAAAAGUGAAACUAGGUACUCUAGAAUCGUGAUUUGAAACUCGAUAAAAAAUUCGUCAUAACAAAGAAAGAAAUUCAUAAAUUUAUAGGAGAGAAUGAGAUAGAAUACAUUGCUGCUGUUAACGCGUAAGAGACGCGUUUUGUGUGGCGCGUAUUAGCCAUGCGAAGUGUAUAUCACUGAAAAGAAAAGAGAGAUAUACAUCAUUUUGAUCUUAGGAUAUAUAUCACUCAUUUAGCUUAGUUAAAUAAUUUUACAAUGCAACCAAAGUGCAACCUUAUGUUGUCGUUAAAAAAUACUUUUUCGCUUGUUCAAAGCAAGAUGAUUGAGUCUAUGACGUUGUGAAAUAUGAAUUGAAAAGAUACAGAGCCAUAGCUAACUAUCUCUCUCUUUCGCAUGAUAAACGCCAUCGUCCGAUCGAGUUACACUAGCUCUGUCUCGUUUACUCUCACUCAGUACGUCAGUCGAAAUGAAUCAUAAGCCUAGUGAGCUGGAGAUAUAUUUGAAACGUAAGUGAGCUGAUGAGAGUCUAGCUCACUUGAAAAGAUAUGUUGCAUUUGUAUCACUCUCAUGAGUUACCCAAGUCUAGCGCGUAUAACCUUUUUUACGAAACUGAUCAUCGAAAUUGCAACCGUCAUCGUGUCGCUAUUUCUGAAAUCGUUAAAUUUACAUUGUCCAAGUUAGCAAAAAUGUUCAUAAAAUAAAAACUACUGAGCUAAAUUAAAUUAAAGAAUUAAGUAAAUCGGAUCAAAAAUUUCGGCGUUAUAGGUGUACAUAACAAAAAAUACCAACCGAAUUGACAAUAUCCUCCUGUUUGAAGUCGGUUAAAAAUGUGAUUUAGCAUGACAAGUUCGUCCAAAAUGGUAAAAUUUUGCGUGACGUAUUUUAUAGACGGCCCCGUAACCAUAAGGGUUAACGAAGUAUCAUUUAGAUUAUACGUUAUCCACAACUUAAUUUAAAAUUUUUGGUUCUGGUAACUUAUUUUUGAAUAUUCUUACAUUUUUGUUUACCGCUCUUUUAAAUGAACAAAGUUUAUAAUGUGGAUAUGUUUAAAGUGCUUUACGUAACAUUAUUACAUUAACACCUAAACUAAGAUUGCAUAUUGUAAGUAAUGUAUGUCUUUCUAUAA